AUGCAAUGUAAAGAAAACAAUCCAGAAAGCAUGUCAGCCUUGGGUUGGCGAUUAGCCCUCUCUCGAGCAGUUAAAUUCACCGGUAUCUAUAGGAUCGACGAACCUGAAAUGAUUGCAAUGAUACCAAGACCUUGUUACGGCUUAUUGCUUGUCUGUCCAGUCAAUAAAGCAUCCGGAACGUCCCAACAGACCAUAGGGACUGGUUGUGGUAUUAUCGCACUCCUGCACUGUUUGCUCAAUGGGAGAGCUCGCUCCUUCGUCGAAGCCUAA
Molecule: messenger RNA, 270 nt
Organism: Aspergillus niger
Lineage: Eukaryota; Fungi; Ascomycota; Eurotiomycetes; Eurotiales; Aspergillaceae
Exons: 2
Coding region: 1-270 (89 amino acids)
Biological process (GO): ubiquitin-dependent protein catabolic process
Molecular function (GO): cysteine-type deubiquitinase activity
Source: RefSeq, a predicted model, not a curated record